This is a messenger RNA of Raphanus sativus (radish), 492 nucleotides long. RefSeq lists its product as uncharacterized. NCBI's taxonomy places the organism in Eukaryota, Viridiplantae, Streptophyta, Magnoliopsida, Brassicales, Brassicaceae. The transcript has 2 exons. Bases 1 to 492 code for a protein of 163 amino acids. The record is from RefSeq and is a predicted model, not a curated record.
AUGUCCAAAGAGAAAAGAAUUAUGCAAUCCAUAUCAAGUAUCUCCUCCAACAUGUUUUCUAUUCCAACGCUGAAUGGCUCAAAGUUUUGGGAAUGUAAAUAUGACCUUGCAUUCAGAGAGGAUCGUCCAACGAUUUCAGAUUCAAGUACUGAUCAGUAUCGCAGUAAACUUGAACAUUGGGACAUCUCUAACCGCACAAUUCUCAUGCUAAUCAAGCAUUCUAUUCCAUCAGUCUUCAGGGGCAUUGUGUCCGAUGAGGUGGUGUUAGCUAAGGAUUAUCUCGUUGCUUUGGAGAAGAGCUUUGCCAAGAAUGACAAAGCUGAAACGAUUACCCUUCUAGCGGAUCUUUUCUCCAUGAGGUGUCAAGGCAUGGGCAGUAUCCGAGAGUACAUCUUAAGAAUGUCUAACACAGCCUCCAAGCUAAAGGCACUUGGACUUUCUUUGGCUGAUGAUUUCCUCGUGUGUUUAGUUUUGAGUCAUGGGCCCGGUUAA